UCACGCUCCGGUCUACGGUCUUCUGUUCAGGUCAGCGAGUGAAAACCAACACUUAAAUAACAGUUUCAUGUAUUAAACUGUUAUUUAAAUAUAAUGCAGUACAUUGUACACGUUCAAGCUGGCUGGAUGUCCAUCCCGUGGAGGAGGACGUAUUUUAAAGGGCACCAUGAUGUCCCACAUGAGGAGGACGUUGUUUCUUGGAAGAAGAUGCUUAGGGAGUGAAACCAGCAACCAUCGGACCUCCUGUUCCUCCUCCUCUUCCUCCUCCUCUUCAUCCUCCUUCUGUUCCUCCUCCUCCUCUUCAUACUCCACCUCCUCCUCUUCCUCCUCUUCGUCCUCCACCUCUUCCUCCUUCUUCUCCUCCUCCUCCUCCUCCACCGGAGGACUGGUCCUGCGGUCCCGGUCCACCGACGUGUACCAGAACCUGGCUCUGGAGGACUGGAUCGACGCCAACGUGGACCUGCGGCGCCGCGGCUUCCUGCUGCUGUGGAGGAACCGGCCGGCCGUGGUCAUCGGGCGCCACCAGAACCCGUGGAGCGAGUGCCACCUGCCGGCCAUGAGGAGGGCGGGCGUCCCUCUGGCUCGCCGGCGGAGCGGCGGUGGCACCGUGUUCCACGACCUUGGGAACCUCAACCUGACCUUCUUCUCCUCCAAGAAGGCCUAUGACCGUCAGAGGAACCUGAAGGUCAUCACGGGCGCCCUGAGGCGGAUCCGGCCGCAGCUCGCCGUCCGGGCCACCGAGCGGUUCGACAUCUUACUCAACGAGCACUUCAAGAUCUCAGGAAGUGCGUCCAGACUGAGCAGGAAGUCGUCCUACCACCACUGCACCCUGCUGCACUCCGCCGACCGCUCCGCCCUCGCCGCCGUGCUCCGCCCCUCGUGUCCCGGUAUCCACAGCAACGCCACGCCCAGCGUCCCCUCGCCCGUCGCCAACCUGCGGGACCACGCCCCCACGCUGGAGUGGGAGGAGCUUCUGGAGGCACUGGCGCACCAGUACAAUGCAGAGUUCGGCUCCGCCGCCUCCGCCGCCUCCGCCGCCUCCUCCGCCUUCACGCUCGUGGACCCGGCGGACGAGGCGGCUUUUCCCGGCGUCGGCCGGGCGGCGGAGGAGCUCCGCGGCUGGGACUGGACGUUCGGCCGGACGCCCCGGUUCAGCGUCCGCACCCUGCUGGCGCUGGAGGGCGAGCGGGCGGCCCGGCUGCACGCGGAGGUGAAGGGCGGCGUGGUCGAGAGCUGCGAGCUGGACGUGCCCGCGGACUGGCUGCCGCAGCGGCUGAGCGGCGAACUGAGCGGCGUGCUGGUGGGCGGCCGCUUCUGCCCCCACCGCGCGGCCGCGGCCUUCAGCGAACUGAUGCGGUCGGAGAGCGGCGAGCGGCAGCGCCGGCUGCGCCGCCUCUGUGACGCGGUGAUGUCCGUGAUGGGCUGAAGGACUGGCGCCCCCUAGAGGCCGCGGAGGUCAUUACAGGCAAACCAUCAAUUAAUAAACACCUGAAGAUUAA
Molecule: messenger RNA, 1499 nt
Organism: Cyclopterus lumpus (lumpfish)
Lineage: Eukaryota; Metazoa; Chordata; Actinopteri; Perciformes; Cyclopteridae
Gene: lipt1
Product: lipoyltransferase 1
Exons: 4
Coding region: 167-1426 (419 amino acids)
Biological process (GO): protein lipoylation
Cellular component (GO): cytoplasm; mitochondrion
Molecular function (GO): lipoyltransferase activity
Source: RefSeq, a predicted model, not a curated record